UUGGUUCGGGGCGUUCCCGUCAGUUGCAGACCUUGGUCACCCUGGCCUCACUCUGUCGCCCAGGAGCGUAGCUUGCCCAGACUUGGCGUCGCCCGCUUGCGGCAUGGCUUGCACGGAGCUCUCCUCGCCUGCACUUGACGCGACCAUGGCCGGCCCGUCCUCUCUUUCGCGGAGUUUCGCUCGCCUGGGCCUUGCGACGUUGAUUGCGGACAUGGUGUCUGCCGGCCCGUUGCUGCCUUUGCACAGCUUGGCGCAGCCCGGGCUCCCGUCGCCAGCCUUUGACUUUCUCAGCCCGGGCAGCAGCGCUUCGCUACGGGGCCUCCACUGCACAGGCUCUGCUCCCUCUGCCUGGGGCUUGGCCCGUUUGGAAGCCUCUAUUUUGGUUUCCGACGCGGCGCACGUCGGCCUUCCGUCGCUGACCCGGGGCUUUACAAGGCCUGACCCACUGUUGUCCUUCGCUAGCCUGUGUAACCUUGAGCCAUCAGUGCCAGCCUUUGACUUUCUGCACUCAGGGCUGUCGCUGCCACUGCGGAACCCUGGCCACAUCGGCUCCUCCUUGCCAGUGACGGGGAUGGCACGGAUUGAGCUGCCUUUGCUUGUUCCGGACACGGCAAGCCUGGGAUCUAUGCUGCUGGCUCACAGUUAUGCAAGGUUAGACUUGUCCCUGUCAGCCUUUGACUUCCUGAUGCCGGGCUCCAGCAUGUUGUCGCGAAGCACGAAGCGAUCCGGCUUUGCUUCGCCGGUUUUCUCCUUAACGCGCCUUGGGUUCCUGGUUUCAUCAUUGGACUUUACGCAUUCCGAGCCCCCGCCCUUGCCGCGGAGCUUCGCGCGCCCGGGCCCGUCUGCUUCGGCGCCGGACUCCGUGCACGCGGACUCGGCUUCGCCUCCACGGAGCUCGGGGCGCACGAGCUCCGCCGCCUCGGCCUUCGGGUGCAGCCGCCCAGACCCGCCGCCGUCGUCGCCGGAUCUCGCCACCUUUGGGCCGCCGCUGCUGGUGAGAUCACCCGCACACUCAGGCCCCACCCUGCCGGCCUUGGACCCCUUGCACACAGAGCCCUCCACGUUUUUGAGGGGUCGUGCGCAUCCGGACUUGCAUAUCUCAACCUUUGGCAGGGCGUUUCUGGGCUCUCCCACGCCGCUUCUGGACCAUGUGCUUGCUGACCCCGUGUUGUUCGCAAGAUCCCCCAGCUGCCUGGGUAGCGCGGCACUUGUGCUGGACCUGGCAUACUCAAACCCCCCACUGUCUAUGCAUAGUUGCGGGUGCCUAGGUUUGGCCGUGCUGCUGUGUGGCUUAGGGCGCUUUGACUCUUCCCUUUUCGCACUGGACCAUACAAGUGCCGGCCUGCCCGUGCCUCUGAGAUCGCCUGCCCGGCCAGAUCCGGCUAUCUUGGCAUUGGACUCGGUCAACAUCGAACCACUUAUGCCUGUGCGAUCUCACAUGCGUUCGGGACCAGCUAUGCUGGUGGUGGAUAUGACCCAUGUUGGAUUGAUGCUGUCACUUCAAAGCUAUGCGCGGCUUGGUAGCGUCAUGUUGGCCUUUGGCUUGUUCCGUGUGGGCUCCCUCGUGCUUACUUUGGACUGUGCAGGCGUCGGCUUUUUGCCAUCAAUUCGGACGAUGGGGCGUCUUGGCCUUCCUUUGCUUCCGGCUGGCAUCGCUCGAUUUGACCUCUUUCUGCCAGCCUUGGCCCAUGCGCAGGUUGGAUUCUCUGCGCUUGCCAGGAGCGUUGCCUGAGUGGAUGUGGCAGCUUUUGUCUUGGGAUGUCUGGGUGUUGGCCCUUUGCUGCCCUUGCAAGGCUAUGCUUGUUUGGAGCUGGCAGCGCCAGCGUGUAGCACGGCUUGCCUUGGUGCCCUUUUGCCGGCGUAUGACUUCAUCAUGUCAGGAUCCGCAGUCCCGACCAGAUCCGCCUCGCGCAUGGCACCCGCGCCGUUCAUUUCGGAUUUUACCCACAUUGGCCUGUCGGUGCUGACACAAAGUUUCGUGCGCGCGGGCUUGUUGCUGUUGCUACUGGAUCCUACCAACUUGGACAGCUCCUCGUUCCUGCGGUGCGGCCUCCGGGUUGAAUCGGCAUUGCCAGUGUUUAGCAGGGCUUGCUUUGACUUUGCCUCGCCCGUGUUUGACUCUCUUCGCCUGGGCUUAACCCCACUGGCUCGCAGCUUUGUCCGCUUUGGCUUUGCCGCUUUGGCCCCUGACUCUGUGAACCUCGGGUCCUUCUCGCUGCUGAGGUCAUUUGGUCGCCUGGGUCUUUCGUUGCCCACUCCGGGCUCUGUGGAGGUGAGCUCCUCGCCUUUACCCCGCAGCGCUGCCCGACCUGACCUGAUCUCGCCCGCCUUCAGCCGCACGGCCCUCGGCACGCCCACGCCUCUGCCGGACUCCACGUGCCUGGGCUUGUCCCCGUCGCCUCGAAGCGCAGCUCGGCCUGACCUCACACCGCCUUCGCCAGACUCCGGUGAUAUGGGCCCAAGCUUGCUUGUGAGGUGUACUGCCAGACUCGGAUCGACCGCCUUGGUGUUUGGAAGGGCCCGCUUUGGUGACUGGGUGCCAGCCCAUGACUUCGCCAACACUGGCCCGCUGCUGCCAGCACGCAGCACGGCACGCCUGGGCAGCAUGCCUUUGGCGCUUGACUUUUUGAUCUCGGGAUCGUCUAUGCCACUGCAAUCUACCGGCUGUCUUGGCUCGUCGUUCUCGGUCUUUGGCUGCAAUAACCCGGGCCCAGUGUUGUCAUUGUUCGAUCUCUCCAACUCUGACUCAACCUCCUCCGUCAGGUCCAUGUCAAAGUCCGAGUCCCUACUCCCAACAUACGGUUCAACUUGCGGCACGUUGCUGUUGACUUGUGACCUUGCCAGCU
Molecule: messenger RNA, 2846 nt
Organism: Effrenium voratum
Lineage: Eukaryota; Dinophyceae; Suessiales; Symbiodiniaceae
Source: the annotation of a GenBank genome assembly